Messenger RNA from Sphaerulina musiva SO2202, 820 nucleotides. Its product is annotated as Pcc1-domain-containing protein. Bases 34 to 516 code for a protein of 160 amino acids. NCBI's taxonomy places the organism in Eukaryota, Fungi, Ascomycota, Dothideomycetes, Mycosphaerellales, Mycosphaerellaceae. The record is from RefSeq and is a predicted model, not a curated record. Gene Ontology annotation, cellular component: EKC/KEOPS complex. The transcript is spliced from 2 exons.
CAACAUCAUCAUUGGAGACGCUGCUGCAAUACGAUGACAACUACUGUUGAGGACCCCGAGUUCCCGUGCUCCUUGACGGUGCAUAUCCCAUUUCCCAGCAAUCGCCUGGCCGCCGCUGCGCUUCGAACCCUCUCUGUCGACCAAGAGUUGUCGCCGUUAGUCAAGAGGCAUUUCAGCCUGGUAGCGCCCGUUUCGCAUAUCGACAGCGAGCCCCAAAAGGCGCCCUUCGAGGUUUCGCUAUGGGACACUCCACCCGUGCAGUCCGCAGAGGCUCCGUCGACGAUAGUCAGGCCUGCAGGCGGCGAGCCAGAUGAUGAGAAGACAGUCCUGAAGACGGAGUACAAAGCGACCACGAAUCGAAUGCUGCGCGUGUCUGUGAACGGCUUCUUCGAAUCUUUGGGUACUGUUGUGCAAACCAUGGAAGAGCUUGACCUGGAUGUUGUACAUGCGAAGGGUUUGGAGAGCUUAGAAGGUGCUCAAGGAGUCGAGCAAGGCAUGACGGGCAGCACUGGGUGAAUGUGCAGCUACGCGCUUUGCGUUGAGAUUGCCAGGCGCGGUCAUUUUUGAAGAUAAGAAAGCCUUGCACGUUAUGCUGGUCCUAUCAACAGACCCUAUAUUCCACUGCAGAACCAUCAUAGCCUCCGGUGUUCUGUGGUAUGAUGGCUUGUCAAUCAUUUCUGCCCGCCUGUGUUGCACUGAGCUCGACAGGUGAAGUUCCAACACGGGAUUGCAUCCAGUAUAAGUCCUGCUGAACCGCACUCUGUAAGCUAUCAUAAAGCACCAUCACCUCGCAUUGGUCAUAUAUCGAGCUUUAUUUCUC